AUGCCAAAUUUCACAGAGGUAACAGAAUUUAUUCUUGUGGGGUUGACGAGUCAUCAAGAGCUCCGGGUUCUGUUUUUUGUGGUGUUCCUGGUAGUUUACACGAUCACUCUGUUAGGGAAUAUUGGUAUGAUUAUUUUGAUUGGCAUCAGUCCCCAGCUUCAGAGCCCGAUGUACUUUUUCCUGAGUCAUUUGUCUUUUGUGGAUGUGUGUUUCUCCUCCAACGUUACCCCCAAAAUGCUGGAAAACUUACUGUCAGAGACCAAAACCAUCUCCUACGUGGGGUGUUUGCUGCAGUGCUACGUUUUCAUUGCUCUUGCCCAUGUCGAGGUCUACAUCUUGGCAGUGAUGGCCUUCGACCGCUACAUGGCCAUCUGCAACCCCUUGAUUUAUGGCAGCAAAAUGUCCAGGACUGUGUGUGUUCGGCUCAUCUCCGUACCUUACAUCUACGGAUUCUCUGUGAGUUUAAUGUGCACGCUGUGGACUUACGGCUUGUAUUUCUGUGGCAACUUUGAAAUCAACCACUUUUAUUGUGCAGACCCUCCCCUCAUCAAGAUCGCUUGUGGAGGGGUGCACAUCAAGGAGUACACAAUGAUUGUUAUUGCUGGAAUUAACUUCACCUACUCUCUCUCCGUGGUCCUUAUCUCUUACUCGCUGAUUGUGGUAGCCGUGCUGCGCAUGCGCUCUGCAGAUGGGAGGAAGAAGGCAUUCUCUACGUGCGGAUCACAUCUGACCGCUGUUUCCUUGUUCUAUGGGACCCUGAUCUUCAUGUACCUGAGGCGACCAACGGAGGAGUCGGUGGAGCAGGGGAAAAUGGUGGCUGUGUUUUAUACCACAGUGAUUCCCAUGCUGAACCCCAUGAUCUAUAGUCUGAGGAACAAGGAUGUGAAAGAGGCGUUCACCAAAGCAAUGACCAAGACAUGCUUGGGGCAGUGA
Molecule: messenger RNA, 933 nt
Organism: Chinchilla lanigera (long-tailed chinchilla)
Lineage: Eukaryota; Metazoa; Chordata; Mammalia; Rodentia; Chinchillidae
Product: olfactory receptor 5M9
Exons: 1
Coding region: 1-933 (310 amino acids)
Biological process (GO): sensory perception of smell; G protein-coupled receptor signaling pathway
Cellular component (GO): membrane
Molecular function (GO): olfactory receptor activity; G protein-coupled receptor activity; odorant binding
Source: RefSeq, a predicted model, not a curated record